AUGCUGGAGCAGGCGGAGAAGUUAAUGAAGAGAAAUUCAAGCGGUGCGAUGAGCGCGCCGCAAUCUAAGCCGCUCGCGCGGUCGAGGUCAUCGACCAUGCCCACAACGACACAGAAGCGCGUGCGUUCAAGCCAGCAGAGCGAGGGCGAGCCGGAAUACAACAUCAAGGUGUAUGUGCGGUGCAGGUCGCGCAACGAGCGCGAGAUCCGCGAAAAGUCGAGCGUAGUGAUCUCGACAUUGGGAAACAACGGGCGGGAGGUGAUCCUCACAAACCCCGGGACGGGCAGCAACAAGACGUACACAUUUGAUCGGGUGUUCGGGGUGGAGAGCGAUCAGGAGUCGAUGUUUAAUCAGGUGGCGCGGGCGUACAUCAACGAGAUGAUUGAGGGCUACAACUGUACAGUGUUUGCAUACGGGCAAACCGGAACAGGGAAGACAUACACGAUGAGCGGCGACAUUACAAUGAUGGGGUCCUCCGAAGACGAUCCCAAUUUUGUUCUCUUGAGCGAGCAUGCUGGCAUUAUUCCGCGCGUUUUAGUAGAGCUGUUUCGCGAGCUUCGAGAAGUAAGCGAAGACUACUCGGUUAAAGUCUCCUUUCUCGAGUUGUACAACGAGAAGCUUCGCGACCUAUUGGUAGACGACAAGGAUGUUUCUUUGGAGGAUCACAAUUUCAAUGGAAUGGCUCCUCCAGAAUCGAUACGGAUAUAUGACAGCUUAAAGACUGACAGGACUAGUCCUAACGGCUAUUCUAUUUUUGUCAAGGGCAUGGAAGAAAUGUAUAUCCGAUCUGCGCAAGAAGGCCUUAAAUUGUUGAUGGAUGGCUCGCUAAAGCGUAAGGUAGCGGCUACAAAGUGCAAUGACCUAUCAUCGCGAUCUCAUACUAUAUUCACCAUCACCACUAACGUGACGAAGAUACAUCCAAUAUCUGGCGAACAGUACGUAAAGGUUGGCAAAUUGAAUCUUGUCGACUUGGCUGGGUCAGAGAACAUUAACCGCUCGGGAGCAGAAAACAAACGCGCCCAGGAAGCCGGUCUGAUUAACAAAUCCCUAUUGACGCUAGGCAGAGUCAUCAACGCUUUAGUGGACCACUCACAGCAUAUUCCCUACCGGGAAUCGAAAUUGACUCGUUUGUUGCAGGACUCAUUGGGCGGCAAAACCAAGACAUGUAUCAUUGCCACCAUCUCUCCUGCGAAGAUAUCGAUGGAAGAGACAGUGAGCACCUUGGAGUACGCGACGCGAGCGAAGUCGAUCAAAAACACUCCCCAGGUAAAUCAAUUGAUGGCAAAGGAGUCAUGCAUUAUUGAAUAUAUACAGGAGAUCGAGCGACUAAGGAAGGAAUUAAGGGCUAGCCACUCGAAGGAAGGUAUAUACAUCACACAAGAAAAGUUUGAAACUUACGAAAGUAAUAGUAUCUUAGUCGAAGAGCAACAAGCCAAAAUUGACAAUCUGCAGGAACAACUCCGCCGACUUAAGGAAAAGUUUUUGGAACAGACAAAGUUGAUCAAAGAAAAGGAUGGGCAAAUCAAAGAGCUAGAUGUGGCCAAUCGGAAAUAUCUGGAACAGAGUAAAGAUUUAACUAUUUACAUCAACGGGAUCCAUUCCAAACUCGAAGACUACGAACAUACUAUGAUUGGGAUUCACAACAAUAACAUGAAGCUUUUAGAAGACAUCAAUGACAAUCGCGGCAAUAUCCACGAAGAUUUGCUUGCAAAGGUGGACCAUAUUGAAACAUGCAACCUUAUAAUUUCCAGGGAAAUAACGUCCCUAAUAUCGAUCAGAAACGUGCUACAAGCUUACAGUGACCGCUUCAAAACUGUACUUGGCGGCGUUUUUGAGGAACUCCAAGAGAAACUGACCCAAGUUGGGCGUACUACAGAGGAGAGUCAGUUGGAUGUCGAUCUCAGCUUUGUAGAUGAGAAAUUUGAAGAAGUGACAGAUAUUAUUAAGGCAACGUGUGAGAAUCUUGUAAGGACAAUGGAUGAACAUGUUUCAAAUAUGAAGUUGGAGACCACUGACCUUACUUCUAGUUGUGCUUCCUUGUUAGAAAAAGAGUGUCAGGCGCUUCAUGGAAAGCUACAGAAAUACGUGGAGAGUAUGAAACAAGAACUAAAUUCGACUUUGCAGGAGAUGGUUCGGGAUUUGGACAUGAAGGCAUCUUCUAUGUUAAACGUGGUGCAGUGUACAAAAGAUGGGUUGAUUUCACAUAAAAAGGAGUUGGAGGCCGAUUUGGAAUCACAGAAACGGGAACAUUUCGAUAUUGCCCAGACAAUGGAAGAACAGUUACAAAAAAUUGUUGGCAAAGAAAGGCAGAACAUCCAGGAGUCUAUGAAAGCCAGUUAUGAUUUUCUAAUGAAGCAGAUGGUAGAAACAGAACUGAGGCAGAAAAACUUUGAAGAAAGUAUUGUAAGCAAAGUAAAAGGCUUACUUUCUCAUUCAAACAAUGGCAUGUCGAAGAUGUCUUCAUACGCGGUGGGAAGACUCUAUGACAGUGCAAUCGGCGGGGUGAACUCUAUAGAGAAUACUGUUUCAUCAGCUACCUUUUCGAUGAAGAACGAUCUACAAGAGUUUCAGAUGGAUAUAAGUCCGAUAUGCGACUCCAGACGAUUCGGAGAUGAGUUUACUGCUGUAGAAACUAGAAUUAGCGAAGCUAUUCGUGAAGAAUUAACACCUAAACUUCAAGAUAUCACAUCAAAAGCUUGCAAUCUAAUUGGUUUGGGUGUCCAAGAUAUCAAUCAAAAGGCUUUGGGUGUAUCGGAUGACCAGCGUCGCGAGUUACGGUCAGUGAUAAACAAUACGAAUAACCAUGCCGAUAGAUUAAGGUCAGAGAUCGGGACGCUAGUAAACUAUGUUUCUCAGGAGCAUAGGGACAAUAUUAUGCAAAUAUCCCAAACACAAGACGAAAUACUCCAAGAACAAAUUGCAUCAAUCGGCCGUACGUUCGAUGUGUUAGGCAAUAUUAACAAGCCAGAUGCUAAUGUUCGUACCAGUGUUCCGAUUGAACACGAGUUAAAUUCGGCCAUUAAUGAGUUGCCGCCAUUGUAUAUGCCACAACGGCCGCUAAGUCUAUGCUCACAUGGAAGACAACUUUUAGACGAAGCGUACAGCGGCAAUGAAAACUUGUCUCCAUCUACCGGCAAAUUCAGUAACUUCCCAACACCAUGUGGCGAUAUGAGCGCUCAAACUCCAACGACUCCUAUGCCCGUCCCUGACCAGCCGUUAACUAAAAUGCCUGUUCCGCAAACUAUUAGCUCGCUUAGGUCACUCAGACGACUGACCAUGGAUAUAUGCGAGCAUAGCGCUGAUAUGACAUUAGGAUCCAUUCACGAAAGCCAAAAGGCAAUGGAUUCUAGCAGAAGGUACACUUUAGAACCCAGGCUCUUCGAAAAAUAG
Molecule: messenger RNA, 3390 nt
Organism: Eremothecium gossypii ATCC 10895
Lineage: Eukaryota; Fungi; Ascomycota; Saccharomycetes; Saccharomycetales; Saccharomycetaceae
Gene: KIP1
Product: Kip1p
Exons: 1
Coding region: 1-3390 (1129 amino acids)
Biological process (GO): mitotic spindle assembly; microtubule-based movement
Cellular component (GO): spindle microtubule; nucleus
Molecular function (GO): microtubule binding; ATP binding; plus-end-directed microtubule motor activity
Source: RefSeq, marked provisional